Messenger RNA from Choloepus didactylus (southern two-toed sloth), 1553 nucleotides. It is a transcript of the gene TM6SF2, whose product is annotated as transmembrane 6 superfamily member 2. The record is from RefSeq and is a predicted model, not a curated record. Bases 65 to 1198 code for a protein of 377 amino acids. The transcript is spliced from 10 exons. Lineage: Eukaryota; Metazoa; Chordata; Mammalia; Pilosa; Megalonychidae. Gene Ontology annotation, cellular component: endoplasmic reticulum membrane; endoplasmic reticulum-Golgi intermediate compartment membrane. Gene Ontology annotation, biological process: regulation of lipid metabolic process; lipid homeostasis.
CGGGGCCCCAGCGCCGCCGAGCCGCUCUCCCGGGAGGCCGAGCCGGGCUGCGGGCGCUGCGGCCAUGGAGCUGCCGCCGCUGGCCCGCGGGAUCGCGGCGCUGUCGCUCGGCGCCGUCCCGGUGUCCUACGCGCUCAACCAGCUGGCGGGGCUCUCGCACCCCCUGGGGGUGGCAUUGGCAAGCACCCUGAUCCUGGCACUGCUCUUCGUGGCCAUCCACGGCUUGUCCCACGAUGAGAUCUCCUACGACCCGCUGUAUGCUGUGUUCGGGGUCUUUGCCUUCACGUCGGUGGUGGACCUCAUCAUCUCCCUCCAGGAAGACGGCUACGUGGUGGGCUUCAUGGAGUUCUAUACCAAGGACGGCGAUCCCUACCUGCGCACGGCUCAUGGGAUCUUCAUCUGCUACUGGGACGGCACCGUCCACUACCUUCUCUACCUGGCCAUGGCCGGCGCCAUCCGCAGAAGGAAGAGGUACCGGAACCUGGGACUCUACUGGCUGGGCUCCUUCGUCAUGAGCAUCAUGGUCUUCCUCCCGGGAAACAUCCUUGGCAAAUACAGCUCGGAGAUCAGGCCUGCCUUCUUCCUCACCAUCCCCUACGUGCUGGUCCCAUGUUGGGCUGGCCUGAGGGUUUUCAACCAGUCCCCGGAGCCAACCUGCUGUCCCCCCGCCAUGGUGCAAGAGGAGCACAAAAAGGGCCUCCUGCAGCGGCCGGCUGACCUGGCCCUUGUCUUGUACCUCAUUCUUGCUGGGUUCUUCACCCUUUUCCGGGGCCUGGUGGUGCUUGACUGCCCCACGGACGCCUGCUUUGUCUACAUCUACCAGUACGAGCCAUACCUGCGGGACCCCGUGGCCUACCCAAGGGUGCAGAUGCUGGUGUACAUGUUUUACAUGCUGCCCUUCUUCGGCCUGGCCGCCUACGCCCUCGUCGUGCCUGGCUGCUCCUGGCUGCCCGACUGGGCCCUGGUGUUUGCCGGAGCCAUCGGCCAGGCGCAGUUCUCCCACAUGGGCGCCUCCAUGCACCCCCGCACCCCCUUCACCUACCGCGUGCCCGACGACACCUGGGCGUGCUUCUUCGUGUGCAACCUGCUGUACGCACUGUGCCCACACCUGCUGGCCUUCCGCUGCCUGCGCCAGCCCGCCUUCUUCCUGCGCCCACUGCCCCCCGGGUCCAUGGCUCACCUCAAGAAGCAGCAGUGAGGGGCUGCCCGGGCACCCCGGACUCCGCUCACACGCCUGGCUGGCACUGCCCCAGGGGAGGGCAGGCUGGGGGGUUUUUUAGGGGUGGGAGGGACAUCUCUGGGGGCCUUUGAUCCUGGUGACUGGGACGAGAGACCUUGGGGCCCAGUGUCCAGGCAAAAGGGGGCCCUCUUCUUGGACCACAUGAGGGACCCCCAUCACUGCCACCCUGGAUGUCGGGAGCCCGAGGUUGGCACGCAGCCGCGUUGCCCCGAUGGGGCAAUCGAAGGGCCAGCUGGCGGGAUUGUUAAUGUGUCUGUGUUACUAAGAAGAGCCAGCAGUCCCUGCUCCAUCAAUAAAGUUUAAUAACUAAGAA